AUGGCGGCCUCUGAGGUUCUGAACAUUGGUCAAAAACUCUAUGAGGGUAAAACAAAAGAAGUCUAUGUGUUGUUAGAUAGUCCAGGAAAAGUCCUCCUUCAGUCCAAGGACCAGAUUACAGCUGGCAAUGCAGCUAGAAAGAAUCACCUGGAAGGAAAAGCUGCGAUUUCAAAUAAAAUUACCAGCUGUAUUUUUGAGUUGUUACAGGAAUCAGGUAUCAAAACUGCUUUCACCAAAAAAUGUGGGGAGACAGCUUUUAUUGCACCGCAGUGUGAAAUGAUUCCAAUUGAAUGGGUGUGUAGAAGAAUAGCAACUGGUUCAUUUCUCAAAAGAAACCCUGGCGUCCAGGAAGGAUAUAAGUUUUACCCACCUAAAGUGGAAAUGUUUUUCAAGGAUGAUGCCAACAAUGACCCACAGUGGUCAGAGGAACAGCUUAUUGCUGCAAAAUUUUGCUUUGCUGGACUUGUUAUUGGCCAAACUGAAGUGGAUAUCAUGAAUCAUGCCACACAGGCUAUUUUUGAAAUACUGGAAAAAUCGUGGUUGCCCCAGAAUUGUACAUUGGUUGAUAUGAAGAUAGAAUUUGGUGUUGAUAUAACUACCAAGGAAAUUGUUCUUGCUGAUGUCAUUGAUAACGAUUCCUGGAGACUCUGGCCAGCAGGAGAUAGAAGCCAACAAAAAGAUAAACAGUCAUAUCGUGACCUCAAAGAAGUUACUCCUGAAGGGCUGCAAAUGGUAAAGAAAAAUUUUGAGUGGGUUGCAGAAAGAAUAGAGUUGCUUUUGAAAUCGGAAAGCCAGUGCAGGGUUGUAGUAUUGAUGGGCUCAACCUCUGAUCUCGGUCACUGUGAAAAAAUCAAGAAGGCUUGUGGAAAUUUUGGCAUUCCAUGUGAACUUCGGAUAACUUCUGCACAUAAAGGACCAGAUGAAACUCUGAGGAUUAAAGCUGAGUAUGAAGGGGAUGGCAUUCCGACUGUAUUUGUGGCAGUAGCUGGCAGAAGCAAUGGUUUGGGACCAGUGAUGUCCGGUAACACUGCAUAUCCAGUGAUCAGCUGUCCUCCUCUCACAGCGGACUGGGGAGCUCAGGAUGUAUGGUCUUCACUUCGACUACCCAGUGGUCUCGGCUGUUCAACCAUUCUCUCUCCCGAAGGAUCAGCUCAGUUUGCUGCUCAGAUCUUUGGAUUACAGAAUCAUCUGAUAUGGGCUAAACUGCGAGCAAGUAUUUUGAAUACAUGGAUUUCCUUGAAGCAGGCUGACAAGAAAAUCAGAGGAUGCAAUUUAUAAAGAACUUCAUUAUGUUUUUUAUGAGAAAAAUUAAAAUUAAAAUUACUAAUUUAGGUGUAUGAAAAAAUACCAUGUAAGAUGAAAAGAUUCUAAAUUAGACAAAACAAAUAAAAUGUAUUGAAUAAA
Chrysochloris asiatica (Cape golden mole) is the source of this 1404-nucleotide messenger RNA. It is a transcript of the gene PAICS, whose product is annotated as phosphoribosylaminoimidazole carboxylase, phosphoribosylaminoimidazole succinocarboxamide synthetase. NCBI's taxonomy places the organism in Eukaryota, Metazoa, Chordata, Mammalia, Afrosoricida, Chrysochloridae. Gene Ontology annotation, molecular function: phosphoribosylaminoimidazolesuccinocarboxamide synthase activity. The record is from RefSeq and is a predicted model, not a curated record. The transcript has 9 exons. The coding region runs from base 1 to 1278 and encodes 425 amino acids. Gene Ontology annotation, biological process: 'de novo' IMP biosynthetic process.